GGCUCAAUAGGUAUCACCCAUCCCAAGAACCCAGAAGUUGAGUGGAAAUUAUAGGCUCGCUUAAUCCAGAAGCUUCAGCCAUGGCUCGCCCGGCUUUGAGUACCGCUCUAUAUUUGGGAGUCGCACUUUUCAUGACAGCGGCAGCGCUUGUCUAUACAGCACAGCAACGGGGAGAUACCGUGGCUAAUGCUCGUUCGGCAUUACCUGCCGAUCCCUGGUCAGCAGCGGCUGAAGGCGGUCGCAAAUCAGAUAUUUUCAAUCGGACUCUAGGUUUUGGGAAGGUCUUUGCCAUAAGUCUCCCGGAAAGAUCAGACAAACAGGAUGCGUUGGCGCUCAUGUCUGCUUUGACGGGAUUUCGAAUCACUUGGCUAGACGGCGUGCGCGGAAGCGACGUUGUGGAUAAAGCCUUGCCAUUCGGAUGGGACCGGACAAAGUUGAGAGACAGUAAUCUUGGAUCAUGGCGUGGGCACGUCAAUGCGAUGCGGAAGAUUGUUGAGGACGGACUUGGAUCGGCGCUCAUCAUGGAAGAUGAUAUGGACUGGGACACCCAUCUCAAGAAGCAACUUUACCAUCUCGCUCAGGCCGGAAAACAGCUGCAGAACGGUUGGGAGCAAGACUCGGCGACUCUUGGCGAAAGCCCUUAUGGACAACAUUGGGACAUGCUUUGGUUCGGCUUGUGUGGCAGUACAUUUGACGAACAUCUUCCCGAGCGAUUGGAAAUACCCCUGGAGCAGAAAGAUGCCCGCAAGGUUUUCAUCGACAACGAUCCAACGGUGCCGCCCGCAAGUCACGUCAAGGGAAAUAUGUCGUUCAGCUGGGAGGAUUACGCACCGCAGACCCGUAUCGUGUUUGUACCCGGCGAUAAUAUCUGUAGCUAUGCAUAUGCAUUGUCUUACACUGGUGCUCAAAAGGCAUUGGAGUAUAUUGGCCUAGAGGGACAGCACAAGCCAUUCGACAACCAUCUCAGUGAUCUUUGUAGAUCGAGAGCGAAUGGGAUGCGUUGCAUCAGUAUUACACCAAGCUUGUUUGUCCACCACAAACCUAAAGGUAAUACCAACGGAGAUUCAGACAUCAAUGGAUCUGGUGAAGGCGAGAUCAGGAAAGUUGGUUUUACAAACAACAUACUGUAUAGCACGCGGUUGAACCUCGCCAAUCUCAUCACUAGUGCUGAGCUGGAAAAACAGUGGCUUGAAUAAGAACGAAAAGAGUAGAUGCAGUAUUCAUUUUGAUUUCAUUCCGU
Molecule: messenger RNA, 1240 nt
Organism: Truncatella angustata
Lineage: Eukaryota; Fungi; Ascomycota; Sordariomycetes; Amphisphaeriales; Sporocadaceae
Exons: 3
Coding region: 81-1196 (371 amino acids)
Source: RefSeq, a predicted model, not a curated record